UGUUGGGGAAUUUUCAAGAUGGCGCCGGACUGUGAUAGGAAUGCCGCUGCAGCAAAAAGCUGAUCGUUUCGGGGUUUAGUUUAUCCUCCGCCUCCGGGAGUCUUCGCUCCCACGGGUGAGGAAAACAUUUCUGGAUUCAGAGGCCGGAGAUGAUUCACCUCCCCGCGCUGCGCGUCAGCUAACGCUGAAAUAGUGCCGGUUAAGAUGGUAGCCCCGUCCUCGGAGAACGACACAACCAGCCACUGCGGAGCUCGGCCGUCGGGGCCGGACGACUCGUCGCAGGGAUUUCUCGCGGGGUCUGAGGCACGCCUGACGGACUGAGAGGUCAUGGAGGUGACGGAGAAGAACGGAGGCUCGUUUGGGGUCGACUGUAAUGAGGAAGAGGAGACGGCGGGAGGGCCAGGCGGAGCGGGGAGGCUGUGUCGCUCCGGGCUGCUUGCCGGUGUCAGCGGGGGUCAGGAAGCUGCUAAGCCCACAGCUUAUGCGACCGAGAACGGGAGGAAUGUAAACAGAGACCCCUCCCUGCAGCCAGCUAAGAUCAUGCUGGACCUGGCGGAGCGGCUUCUGCCGGGACAGCUGAUCGACACCUGCGUGAUUUCGGGGGUUUGUGGAGGCCAGAACGGAUUUAGUGAGACCACCGGUCUAGAGGAGCCGCUGGAAGGAGUUCACGGCGAAAGAGGAGAAGAGCGCACGGACACUUCCCCCGCAGCUUCACUCGUGGACCGAGACCAACAGGUCCAGAACCCCGCAGCAGGGAGCAGAGGGGAGUCCCUGGAAAGGAGCUACAUCCGGGCUUCUGAUCCCCUCGAUCGACCCGCGUGCGCGCGGAUGCACCCGGACUGCACUGCGGUCAGCAUGUCCAACGGGGACGCUGACUGUCACGGGGGGGUCAGCGGGGAUUGCAAACCGGUUCUGGGUCACCGACACGCUUCGCAGCCGUGGGGGCUAAAGGUAGCUAACGGCGGUUUGCAUCUUCUGGGCAUACUGCCGGAAUCCGGGCGGAGGCACCCUCCGUCCCCGGGGGAAGACGCUCCAUCCGCGACAGAGCUCACUCACGGGCUCGGUCUCUGCAGGGAGCCCCCCUCCCCGGAAGCCGGAGACAAACUCCCCUCACCCAGCCCCUCCACCCUGUCAGAUCCACGCAGUGACAGCCCGCUGUCUGAGCCCCCCAUCCCGGAGGAAGAGGAGGAGGAAGACGGGGAGCCCGCUUACCUGCGGGCCCCCAUCAGGCCGCAGAGUCUGAGGACUAACCCCAACCUCGCGGUGUCCCUCAGCUGCGACGCCACCCCGCUGUCCCCGGAGGAGGAUGGGGGCUUUUAUUUUGAAAAUGAGGUGUCGGAGGAGUACCUGCGGAAUGUUCUGGAGGGGGGGCGGCGGCAGAGCGCCCCGGACAAUCUGCCGGACCUGAGCGAGGGCGCCGGUACCGAGCACAAGCUGCUACCGAAGAGGUUCGGCAUCGCAGAUUUCUUCACCAGGAGCCUGUUUUCUAGGAAAUCCAAAGAGCCUAAGGCAGCAUCCCACAAUGCAUCAGGGUGGCGACUGUUUGGAAAGACGGCAGCGAGAGAGGAUGAUCAAAGCCCAGACCUUUGCUCUGCCGCGACGAUGCAGCAGCAGGAAGAAGAGAAUGACUCUCCAUCUUCUCAGCCCCCCCUGGCGGCAGGACGGAGGAAGAAUCUGGACUUUGAGCCUCUGUCCACCACAGCUCUCAUUUUGGAGGACCGGCCCUCCAACCUGCCAGCCAAGUCCAUGGAGGAAACUCAGAGGCACAAGCAGGAGUACGAGGAGAUGGUAGCAGGAGCCAAGAGGAGAGAGAUGAAAGAAGCUCAGAGGAAGAAGCGUCAGAUGAAGGAGCGCCACAGACAGGAGGACAGCAUCUCCAACGCCAUGGUGGUGUGGAACACCGAGAUCCUGCCGCACUGGGACAGCAUGAAGGCAACUCGACGCGUCCGGGAGCUUUGGUGGCAGGGGCUUCCUCCCAGCGUCAGAGGAAGAGUGUGGAGCCUCGCCAUCGGCAACGAGCUGAACAUCACACCAGAACUCUAUGAGAUCUUCCUGUCCAGAGCCAAAGAGAAGUGGAGAAGUUACAGUGAGACCAGUUCAGUCAACGACAGCGAGAGCGAUGGAGGAGCGUCUCUGGCCGACAGGGAGUCCAGCUUGGACCUCAUCAAACUGGACAUUUCCAGAACAUUCCCCUCCCUCUUCAUCUUCCAGAAGGGCGGUCCGUACCACGACCUCCUCCACAGCGUGCUGGGAGCUUACACCUGUUACAGACCCGACAUCGGCUAUGUUCAGGGCAUGUCCUUCAUCGCUGCUGUGCUCAUCCUCAACCUGGAGGAGGCCGAAGCCUUCAUCACCUUCGCCAACCUGCUCAACAAACCCUGUCAGAUGGCCUUCUUCAGAGUCGACCACGACCUGAUGCUGAAGUAUUUUGCAGCCUUUGAGAUUUUCUUUGAGGAGAAUCUUCCUCGUCUGUUCAGUCACUUCCAGACCAGCAGCCUCACGCCGGACCUGUACCUGAUUGACUGGAUCUUCACCCUGUACAGCAAGUCGCUUCCUCUGGACGUGGCCUGUCGGGUGUGGGACGUCUUCUGCCGGGACGGCGAGGAGAGCCUGUUCCGGACGGGGCUGGGGAUCCUGCGUCUGUACGAGGAGGUCCUGCUGCAGAUGGACUUCAUCCACAUCGCCCAGUUCCUCAGCCGCCUGCCGGACGACCUGCAGCCGCACACGCUCUUCAGCGCCAUGGCCAACACGCACAUGAUCAGCAGGAACCGCCGCUGGGCGCAGGUGUUUUCUGCUCUGAUGAAGGAUGGAAACAAGGAGGCGGAGAAAGGCGGCAGCCCGGCUCUGAGGAGCUAACACCUGCUCCCCCAUCUGAACAUUUUCAAAGUGGUUGUUGGUUUAACUCCAGCAAGAUUGUCAGUAUUUCCCCACACAUGAAGUCAGAGUCUUCUGCCUCCAUGUUGGGAACCCCUCCCUAAAGACUUCUCUGUAGGUGCUAAAGGUUUUCUAACGGCUUCAACUUUAUGGUUUGAUCUUCUGCUCCCCCAGUACCCACUAGACUCACCAGCCAGCUCCAUUCAAGUGGUUCCAGCUGAGGAGGAUCUCCAUCAGAGCGAGGAUGAAGAACUGACUUUUUUUUUUAUAGUCUGAGCCAACAGGAAGCGUAAGGAACCGCCACUCCCAGCACUUUAAUCAGACGGGCGCCCCCUGUCUGCGGUCAGAAGGAAGUGAACUCAACAAAACGUCAAACUUCGGCCCCAAUCACCAAAGAUCGAUCCGCAGAAGAUCCGGCACACCAAUAUGAAGAAUCUUCUCCACCAGAUCUCACACUCCUGUUCAUUCCACAGUUCACCUCCUUCUUUCCAAACUUAUCAGGAAUCACAGAAAAAAGUUUCCUUUCCAGAGUCUUCAGAUGAAACCUGCAGCACUUAUCUGAUCAUGAGCAUUUGAGUGUUUCACAAUAAAAGCUUGUUUCCAAAAAGGAGCUCAACCUUUUAGGGUAGAAAGCAGUUUUUUUUGUGCACCAAGAACCUUCAAGAAAUAAAAAGUUUCUGAUUUGAAUCAUUGAAAAAACAGGAAGUGUUUUUUUUCAAGGGAGAAUCCACCUUAGUGUUGAAAGUGUUCUGAUUUUUCACAAAAUAUUCAUUUCACCUCCAAGCCACAUUAAAUGUUUAUUUUUUUUUACUUUUAUUAACUUUUCAAACUCUUACCAUUUUUAAGGACGGAGCUGUUAAAAAUGAGCUUCUUGGAGAAUUAAAACUGUUUUUUUGUCCCUAAAAUAAUGAAAACAAAAAACAUUUACCUUCAUAUAAUAGUCCAAUCAAGCAGAAAAUUUGGAGUAUUUUUCUUGGAGGCUCAGGGAUUUUCACUUUAACGUCAUAAAAGUGUUUCUGACCUCCUUCCUUGUGACUCCGCCCACUCUCGAGUGAAACCAGCAACUUUUUUUUGAGGUUUUGGAUUGAAAAGCCUCUGUUGUCACUCAAAGUUGCGUGUUUGUCUCAACAUAAAUCUUUUGUUUUGGUAAAACGCAUUGAAACGUCUGUAAACAAACAAGUUUACAGAGGAAACGUUGAAUUUUCAAAAUAAAACUGCACCAUUAUGUUCUUUGCCUCCUACACUUUUGCAUCAUGGAUUAGUUUAAGCUUCUGUGUGAGGACGAUAACGGUGCUGCAGCAAAGUCGCAUUUCAUCUUCAGUAUUAGAAAACAAACUGGAGGAGAGAGCUCCUCUCUGAUUGGAGACUUCAGCUUCACUGAUCUGAGUCUGCAGGACACUACGCCGCAAUAGAUGUGUUUUCAGAGCCCAAUCUGCUCUGUUUCUACAUUUUUCCCUAGUGUUCCUGUUUGAAAUAAAGACUUUAUCAAGUAAAAGAAUUGGAAGUUUUCUAAACAAAGUCAGUGUUGGACUCUUGUCUGCAGCGGUUAAGUGCAAUAUUAUUAUUGGCAGGUGUUGCCUACAGAGCCCUUUAUGAUUACCCAGAAUCCUCAGUUGAAAUACUCCUUGUACACUAAAACCAACUAACCUGUAGAGAUCAGAUGAGAUUAACAGAGUUUGCUUCAAACAUUCUUAUUUAAAUUUUUGUUACUGCUUCCUGUAAAUCUGUGUAGUUUUUUUUUCUUUCUUCUGUCUCGUUUUUCUGGACUAACUUCAGUGUACAGUUCUUUUCAUGAUGCCUUACAGUUGAUGUAAAUAAACUGUAUAAAUGUUCUGUCUUUUCAUAUAACAGCCACUAGUUUGAUGUGUAAAUAAAUGCCUCUUCAAACGAC
This is a messenger RNA of Oryzias melastigma (Indian medaka), 4765 nucleotides long. RefSeq names its product TBC1 domain family member 12. The coding region runs from base 328 to 2856 and encodes 842 amino acids. Lineage: Eukaryota; Metazoa; Chordata; Actinopteri; Beloniformes; Adrianichthyidae. The transcript has 13 exons. The record is from RefSeq and is a predicted model, not a curated record.